GCUCGGGGUCCUUCCGUACGCAUUGAUAUGAUUGGACGGCGCCAAGCGGCUCUCUUUUCCUCCCCGGCUGCUUGAAGCUCGGCCGCCAUCAUGAAUGACACAGUAACUAUCCGGACCAGGAAGUUCAUGACCAACCGACUGCUUCAGCGGAAACAGAUGGUCAUUGAUGUUCUUCACCCCGGGAAAGCAACAGUACCUAAGACAGAAAUUCGGGAAAAACUAGCCAAAAUGUACAAGACCACACCAGAUGUCAUAUUUGUAUUUGGAUUCAGAACCCAUUUUGGUGGUGGCAAGACAACUGGCUUUGGCAUGAUUUAUGAUUCCUUGGAUUAUGCAAAGAAAAAUGAACCCAAACAUAGACUUGCAAGACAUGGCCUGUAUGAGAAGAAAAAGACUUCAAGAAAACAGCGCAAAGAACGUAAAAACAGAAUGAAGAAAGUCAGGGGGACUGCAAAAGCCAACGUUGGUGCUGGCAAAAAGAAGGUAACGUGUUUUGAGACGCUACAUGAUGUAGUAUCUUAACACUUCACUAGAUUAGCUUUGCCCACCCUUUGUCAGCUCACAGAUCAGCACAAUACAGGGGCCACAUCGGUUCAGUGAUCCUGGUGGGCUCGUUGCAUGCCCUGUCAGGAAGUUUCCAUUUUACUGCUGAUUGGUUUGGACUGUAAAAAGGGAAGCAGGUCUACUUUCCUGAGAUUAAAUUUACUUGCAUAAAAUGGAUAACUGGUUUAAGAAGCAGUUGAAUCAAUGUGGCCCAUGUUUUCCUGGCAUGCUGGAGAGGCAGCUGAGAUCUCACUUGCUUUCCUCUCCAGUUAGCCAAGACAAGUGAUUUUAAUGAUAAGCAGCUUUUUACCAGCUUUGCUAGCUAACUGUAAAUAAUAGUUGAAUGGAAUUAAGGUGUUGGGUUGUUAAAUUAACAAAUAAUCAAGUGUUCUGUGAACUUUUUUUUUUUUUUUUUUUGCCUUUUCCCUCUACUUGGAUUUCUUGUUCAUCAGAAAUGAAGUGUCUAGCAGGUACUGAGAUUGUGAGCACGGUGUGGGGAUGCAUCACCUUCACUGAGUUUGCUUUGAUGCUUUUGCAUGUUGGCUUUCAGACAACAAAAAUUUUACAUAGUAUGAUCUCUAAUUUAAAUGCUGUGUUUUAAAAUGGUAUAUUAUGAGGAAGGGAGAGAAGGUUUUAAUUACAUUUGUUUUGGAAACUAAAAAAUGCAUGUUGAAAAGUGACCUGGUGGAGGAAGAUGGGUACUAAGUAGGCACCUUAGAACUUGUAUUUGGGAAACGCUGUGUCCCAGAGUUUCGUACCCAGGGAAGCUUUAGUUAACACAGGGCUUGGAUCCUCUCAUUUUUGUCAUCAGCAGUCUUCUUCCCUUGGGGACCCUGGGACUGGAACAUUUUUUGGCAGCUCUGGUAAUAAACUGGUCUGAGAAAACUGGCAAAGCCUCUUAUUCAGGAACCGACUCAAAGCUGCCUUUUACUGUUACAUUGCUUUUUACGGAUUCCUAAUUUUUCGUCUGAUGUCUGUCUCUUAAUGAAAAAAAUUCCAACGUAAUUGUAUAUUCAUAUCAAAGCCUUUGAUAAAUAUGUUUUUUCCACACGUUUUUGGUUGGAAUGGUCCACUAUGCCAUAUUAAACACGGUUUUGCACACUUGAGCAGCUUAAAUCGGCUUGUGAGGUGGGCCUGGAGGGGGUUGGGGUAGUAGGUUUUUGAAGCACUGGUCCCUGCCCCUGUGUGCUUCCUGUAACAGUGACUCCCCUGCCAAGCAGCAAAGCUGGUAGACCUGCCCAGGCCUCUAACCACAUUGUCUUUCCAGCCAUGGAGUUAGAGCAGUGGAUGAACUGCCAGAGGAACUAUUUGCUGCUUAGAACUGUUGCCUGUUUUGAGGCUUAUACUAUCAACAGAAGUUGCCAAGAUUGCAAAAAGAUUCAGUCGGUGGACUGAUCUAGAUCUGAAGGACAUUUAACUCAUUCUUGUCUUCAUUCAGCCUUUGAACCCCGUGUGUUAGUGCUCAGCGGUGACGUGCAGAAGGGGUCCCCAUGGGGACCUGAGCCAUCACUAUCCCUGCUUCAGGUUGCACUGGUGCAUUUUACUAGUAUAGCUCUGGAAAAGUGGUGGGGAAAUGAAUGUGUAAAUAAGCGUAUGUGUUCUUUGGUUCAAACUAGCCAGGCUUACUAAUAUUACUUAAAGUUAUUAGAAAGUGUGUGCGCACAUACAUGCACAAGCGUGGGGGAAGAGCAAGAGGAAAGGGAUAAGCAAGGACCCUGCUUGGAGCCACUGCAGGGACUGGAUCCUAGGACCCUGGGAUCAUGAACUGAGCUGAAGGUAGACGGUUAACCAACUGAGCCACCCAGGGGCCCACUGAUGUUACUUUUAAUUGUUUUUGUUUGGAUGUCGGAAUUGGUAUGUGCUCUUACCUUUUGGGUACAGAUUUUUAAAGACUUAGAGAGCACGCGCGCUGGUUGGGAUGAGGGGAGAGAGCACAAGAGAGCAGACUCCCCACUGAGCCAGUGAGCCUGAUGCAGGGCUCCUGGAUCAUGAUCUGAGCCGAAGAUAGACGCUUAACUAACAGCCAUCCAGGUGCCCCUACGAUAGAGUUGUUUUAAAUUAGAGAAUAGUUUUUUUUUUUCUCUCUUUUUUAGAUUUAUUUAUUCAUGAGAGAGGCAGAGACAUAGAGGGAAAAGCAGGCUCCAUGCAGGGAGCCUAAUAUGGGACUUGAUCCUGGGAUUCCAGGAUCACAUCCUGGGCUGAAGGCAGACGCUUAACUGCUGAGCCACCCAGGUGUCCCUAAAUUAAGGAAAUAGUCUUGUGUUUGAAGAAUAUAUGAAGCAUUUUCAUUUCAGCCCAGUUCUGCCUUUUUAACUAAUUUGCACUACUUUUGGUGGCAGUGAACAGUAGCUUUUAAAGUAUUGAGCUGAGACAGGUUUUAAAAGACUUGUUUGAUCCUUUAGAACUCUUUUCUUUGAGGUAAAAUUAGAUUCUAUUGUGGGAUGGUUCCUAGGUCUGUUGAUGGUGCUUAUGUGCCUAGCAUCAUGUUACUGAGCAGAGCAGGAAGGCUGAGGCUCAGGUAUGUGUACUUCAUGUAUGUGUAGGCAGUGGCAGCCUGGAAUGGCAUUGCUGUUGGCAUGAUCUCUUCAUUGUGAAAUCAUGCCAUUUUGUUUACACGUAAGAACCAUAGUGAUUACAUGAGGUUUUUAGAAUUGGGAAGCAUAAAAAUGAGUGUGUCUAAGGAGUGCUCUGUACACAAUUAAAAAGAAAAGUUAUUAAGGUAUCUGAUUGCAUGCAUGAAAAUGCAGAUUAUUUUGGAGUUUGAAAAGGGACUAUUAAUGAAAUGUUUGUUUUCCUUCUUCCCUCCUUUCUCCCUACCCUGCCACUG
Molecule: messenger RNA, 3370 nt
Organism: Nyctereutes procyonoides (raccoon dog)
Lineage: Eukaryota; Metazoa; Chordata; Mammalia; Carnivora; Canidae
Gene: RPS24
Product: ribosomal protein S24
Exons: 5
Coding region: 91-522 (143 amino acids)
Biological process (GO): translation
Cellular component (GO): ribosome
Molecular function (GO): structural constituent of ribosome
Source: RefSeq, a predicted model, not a curated record